AUGAGUGUUGUUAGCAUUACAAAUAUCAAAGUGCUUAAUAACCCAACUUUAUUUAAAGAAGAAUAUCGAUUUGAAAUUACUUUUGAGUGUAUUUCAAACUUAUCAGACGAUUUAGAAUGGAAGAUUAUUUAUGUUGGUUCUUCAGAAAGUGAUCAAUACGAUCAAGUUCUUGAUAGCAUUAUGGUAGGACCUGUUCCUAUGGGAAUCAAUCAAUUUAUAUUCCAGGCACCAGCGCCUAACCCUGAUCGUAUACCACCAAACGAAAUCUUGGAUGUUACUGUGAUUAUAAUCACAUGUUCUUAUAAAGAUCAAGAAUUUGUUCGUGUGGGAUAUUAUGUAAAUAAUGAAUAUAGUGAAGAAGAGUUGAGAGAAAAUCCACCAUCAAUUGUAGUACUAGACAAAUUAUAUCGAAAUAUCUUGGCGGAUAAACCUAGAGUAACGAGGAGACCUAUUAAAUGGUAA
Diversispora eburnea is the source of this 462-nucleotide messenger RNA. The record is from the annotation of a GenBank genome assembly. Lineage: Eukaryota; Fungi; Glomeromycota; Glomeromycetes; Diversisporales; Diversisporaceae.